This is a messenger RNA of Nycticebus coucang (slow loris), 8179 nucleotides long. It is a transcript of the gene ILDR2, whose product is annotated as immunoglobulin like domain containing receptor 2. NCBI's taxonomy places the organism in Eukaryota, Metazoa, Chordata, Mammalia, Primates, Lorisidae. The transcript is spliced from 10 exons. Gene Ontology annotation, cellular component: membrane. The coding region runs from base 275 to 2200 and encodes 641 amino acids. Gene Ontology annotation, biological process: pancreas development. The record is from RefSeq and is a predicted model, not a curated record.
CGCUCGCCCCGCGCCGCGCUGCCUGGGCGUGCGGGUGCGCCGAGGCGGCAGGGAAUGCGCCGGCGAGCGCCGCGCGGAUCUCGGAGCCCGCGGCAGCGCGCGUUCGCCGGCGGCGCGGUCCAGACCCCGGCCCCGCCAGCGCUGCUGGCCCGGCGGCGGCACCACGGGGUCCCAGUGCUCCGCGGCCGCCUCCAGCCGCGGGCGUCUAUAGAUCCUGACGUUCCAGUCGUUUCCCACUUUCCUCACUCCUUAUCUGGAUGGGAAGUUGGGGAAAAUGGACAGGAUCGUGGUGAGGUGGAUUGCUGUCUUCUGGCUAGCAGCCAUGGCUAAAGGCCUUCAGGUCACAGUGCCCGACAAGAAGAAGGUGGCCAUGCUCUUCCAGCCCACUGUGCUUCGCUGCCAUUUUUCUACAUCAUCCCAUCAGCCUGCAGUUGUGCAAUGGAAGUUCAAGUCCUACUGCCAGGAUCGCAUGGGGGAAUCCCUGGGCAUGUCCUCCCUUCGGGCCCAGUCUCUCAGCAAGAGAAACCUGGAGUGGGACCCAUACUUGGAUUGUUUAGACAGCAGGAGGACUGUCCGAGUGGUAGCUUCAAAACAGGGCUCGACUGUCACCCUGGGAGAUUUCUACAGGGGCAGAGAGAUCACAAUUGUUCAUGAUGCAGAUCUUCAAAUUGGAAAACUCAUGUGGGGAGACAGUGGACUCUAUUACUGUAUUAUCACCACCCCUGAUGACCUGGAGGGCAAAAACGAGGACUUCGUGGAAGUGCUGGUGUUGGGCAGGACAGGGCUGCUUGCUGAUCUCUUGCCCAGUUUUGCUGUGGAGAUUAUGCCAGAGUGGGUGUUUGUUGGCCUGGUGAUCCUGGGAGUCUUCCUCUUCUUCGUCCUGGUGGGGAUCUGCUGGUGCCAGUGCUGCCCUCACAGCUGCUGCUGCUAUGUCCGCUGUCCAUGCUGCCCAGAUUCCUGCUGCUGCCCUCAGGCCUUGUAUGAAGCAGGGAAAGCAGCAAAGGCCGGGUACCCUCCCUCUGUCUCCGGUGUCCCUGGCCCUUACUCCAUCCCCUCUGUCCCUUUGGGAGGAGCCCCCUCAUCUGGCAUGCUGAUGGACAAGCCACAUCCACCUCCCUUGGCACCAAGUGACUCUACUGGAGGAAGCCACAGUGUUCGCAAAGGUUACCGGAUCCAAGCUGACAAAGAGAGAGACUCCAUGAAGGUCCUGUACUAUGUUGAAAAGGAGCUGGCUCAGUUUGAUCCAGCCAGAAGGAUGAGAGGCAGAUAUAACAACACCAUCUCAGAACUGAGCUCCCUGCAUGAGGGGGACAGCAAUUUCCGCCAAUCUUAUCAUCAGAUGCGAAGCAAGCAGUUCCCUGUGUCUGGAGACUUGGAGAACAAUCCUGACUACUGGUCAGGUGUCAUGGGAGGCAACAGUGGGGCAAGCCGGGGGCCGUCAGCUGUGGAGUAUAACAAAGAGGAUCGAGAGAGCUUCAGGCACAGCCAGCAGCGCUCCAAAUCUGAGAUGCUGUCCCGGAAGAACUUCGCCACUGGGGUGCCGGCCGUCUCCAUGGACGAGCUGGCGGCCUUUGCAGACUCCUACGGCCAGCGGCCCCGCCGGGCCGAGGGCAACAGCCACGAGGCCCGGAGCGGGAGCCGCUUCGAGCGCUCCGAGUCCCGGGCGCACGGGGGCUUCUACCAGGACGGCUCCCUGGAGGAGUAUUACGGCCAGCGCAGUCGCAGCCGCGAGCCCCUGACCGACGCGGACCGCGGGUGGUCCUACAGCCCCCCGCGCCGACGGCCGCCCGAGGAUGCGCACCUGCCGCGGCUGGUGAGCCGGACACCAGGCACGGCGCCCAAGUACGACCACUCGUACCUGGGCAGCGUGCUGGAUCGGCAGCCUCGGCCCGAGGGCCCCAGCCGCGGCGGCAGCCUGGAGACGCCGUCCAAGCUGAGCGCGCAGCUCAGCCAGCGAAGCGCCUCCUACUACGCCUGGUCGCCGCCUGGCACCUACAAGGCGGGCCCGCCGCAGGACGACCAGGAGGACGCGUCCGACGACGAGGACACGCUGCCGCCCUACAGCGAGCUGGAGCUGACCCGCGGCCCGUCCUACCGCAGCAGAGACCUGCCCUACCACAGCAACUCCGAGAAGAAGAGGAAAAAGGAGCCGGCCAAGAAAACUAGUGACUUUCCAACCAGGAUGUCCCUUGUGGUCUGAUGUUUCGACAUCUCUCUGAAUAACCAGAAAUCACAUGCAGACUACGGGGACAAGACACGUAUCCAAGAGCCAAGUAGGACCAGGACCUUCUCUGGCUAUCACCUUGGAAGAUUUGCUGACCUCUGCUUUGGAAGAUUUGCUGACCUCUACUUUGGCAAAAGAUGGGAGGCAGCCUUUAAAGGAGGCUGAUUUUAAACCUCUGUUCCCAUCUAACUAGUUUGAGAACUUACCAAGAAAAUGACAUAUGGAAAUAUUCCCACAUACAGAGUUUCUCACCAUAGAGUUUAUGUCCAACCUCCUUCCUUAGUAAAACCAGGACUCCAUUUCCAAUUUUAAAGGAGAAUUAGCUCUUAACUGCUGAUCUCCAGAAAUUGCCUAUGCCUACAGUAUGCUUUUCUAUACCUCUUGUGCUAUGCUUAGAGACAGAAGAACUUAUUACUACUAUUAGAAGGCUUUCUGCUGACAAAAGAAGAUAGCUUCAAGGCAAAUAUAUACCUUUUAUACCCAUCACUUCCCAGUCACUAGUCAAUGACUAUUGUUACACUAAAAUCAAAAGGCCUUUGGUGAGCUCAGUGACAGUGACCUCUGGGACAAUCACAGAAAUGACUUCGAUUUGCCAUUAUAAAUGACAAUUCUUGAGUGGCUGGGACAAAACAAAAGAGAGUGUGUCUUUUGAAAGCUGCCUAAGUGGUAUUUCUUUUUCCACUCCUAGAACAUGAACUGCUUUUUCUCCUGCUGUACACAUCCAUAUCUGAAUUUUGGACGUGAAGGGCUCUUCUCUUUCUCUCCUUUCUGGAACUUUCCGCAGGUUGGUGCCACACAAAGAGCCCCACCCCACUCUGCACUCUGAUUAGAUUGUCAUCAGGUGCCUUUUGAUAAAUACUUAAACUAGACAAAUGAAAGAGAAGAGGGAGAAAAAGAGGAGAAAACAGUAACAAAUAGAAAAGACUGAGAAAGAAUUUAAGAGGAGAAUGACAUAUUUGGAAUGUGGGUCAUUUCCGCUACAAAUUCCAUUCAGUCUUUUCUGGUUUUGUGCUUCAUUUACCAUGAAUUGUUUCUGCCAUUCCAGGACACCAGAGAUGUGGAGCAUGCAUCUCUUGCCCGAACUAGGCCACCACUGUAGACACUUACGGGAAAAGAAGGCUAUUGCUUUCUCAGGAAGGAGCGCUUCCUAUUACCACCCUUGCUUAAGUAAUAUAUUUUGCCCGAAUCCAAAAGCUAGACCUCUGUGGAUUUUGUAAUUUGUAUAGAUUUUAAAAUAGCCACAAAGUCCUCCCUUCUCAUCAAAAAGUGCAGUCUUUUCUACUCCUUGAAUCUGAAAUUGGCCAUAUGAUUUGAUUUGACCAAUGGCUCAAUAGCAAAUGUGAUACAAGUAAAGACUAAAAGUUCUCAUGAAUGGGGCUUGACCUUUCUUGCUGCUCAUGGGAACCUUGACCACCAGCAAGUAAAUGAGCCUGUACUAUCUUCUUGCAUGAGGAGAGAAAAGAGCUCAAUUACUCCUGAUCCCCCAUCUGACAACCUGUCAACCUUCAGCUGAUUGCAAACAUGAGUGAGUCCAGCCAAGACCAAAAGAAGAACUGCCUUGCUGAGCCUAGCCCAAAUUUCUGAUUCCUACUCAACGUGUGAGAGUUGACACACUUUAUAUGUUCAUUUCUCUUCAAGGACAAAAUCGACUCUUCUUGUCCAGUGUUCUCUGAAUCCCUCACUCCCUCCAAACCUAGGUAUCUCACAGCCCCUGCUUUACCUUACAGGCUUUUAUCAAAGCAUUUCACCCUACACAGUUAUGAGGGGAAAAAUGGUUGAGUUAAAUCACUAAAGGACAAUAAUGCUUGACCUUGCUUCCCCUAAUCCAGCAGUGGUUCAUUCCCUAUCUGUGGAUCCAUGAAAAACCUCUGAAGGAUGUUUCUUUUUCACUAUCUCCUUGCUUUUCCCCAGAGCCAUCUGAUUGGAGCUGAGCCCUGUUUUCAGAGUACCAUUCCACUAGUAUCCAUUGUACUUCAUGAUAGAAAUUAAAAAAACAAAAUCCCAUGUUUGCAAUGAAAUAAAGAAGCGGCCGAGUGCGAGUCAGAGGGAUGAACUGGUAUACUACUUGGAGAACUGGCCCACGGAAGGACUUCACAGAUGCUUUGGUAUAUCCCAGAGCAGUCAGGAGAACAGUUCAAACCAGUGCUGGCACUUCCAAGGGCUGGAAGACACAAGCCAUAACCCUGGUGCUGAGAUUUUUAGACUUGCUGGUGUCCCUGGCCUCUGAAAGCCUAGGUCUAGUCUGUCUGUUCGGGCCCCAGUUCAAAUGGAAAAGAUGAUGAAAACAUCAUUUCUUAGUCACCAGCUUUGGAUUUCAACUUGCUCAGGCAAUUUCGAAGAAUGUUGGGUAGUUGCAGCAGCUAUUAUCGCUUUAUACUGAGCACUGUGUCAGGCUUCUCACCACCAAAGAGCCCCAUAGCACGAACUACAGAGACCAAAAAUGUUGCUUUUUUUUUUUUUAAGCUGCAGGCAUGUAUGAUUUUGAUGAAGAUAGCAAUGAGAAAGAAUUAUUAAAAUUGGAAACCUGUAAUUCCAAAGACAGCAAAACUACGUAAGACAGACAAUAAAAAAAUACAAGGAAGAUAGCAAGCUACUGGAAUUACCUGGGUGGUCAGGACCAGGUUGUCCUCUGUAGGGCUGCAUAAAUCACUCAGACUUCCAGGCCUUCAGUGGAGAGAAAAAGCAAUUGUUUCUGAGUGUGUGGGCAAGAGAUAAGACUAAAUAAACAAGUCAGGCGAAGCUGGCUAUCCUCAAUACCCCUGGCUUUUCUCUCUGUAGCCCUUUGUUUCUUUUCCCUUGAAUAGUGUGUUCUUCAUAGGAAGUACAUGUUAGCUUCCUUCCUAGGUUUUAUUUGAGUACAAAAUAAGUCUCAUGUUAAGACAUGAGCUCUGUUUAUGGGACCCCUCAAUUUAAUAGGGAAAUAAGACAUACCCAAGAAAGAAUUAGGAGAUUUUAUAUAUAUAGUAUGAAAUUGUGCUAUGGAUAAAUAACAAUAAACACAGAGAUUUAAAGGUUUUUAAAAUUUAAAUAAUAUUUUGAUACUUAAGUGUUGUAUGUGUUUGUUUAACAUCCUGCUUAAGGGGUAUGCUCGGUGAUCUGAAAAGCUAAUAUUCAAAAGUCUGAACUGGAAGGAGGUGAAUUAGAUCCUGGAAGGGUGAGCUGCAGGAGGUCCGGAGCAAUGACUCACAAGCUCUUUUUGCCUGUGAGUCACAACUGCAUGAGGGAGAUGCUGGAGGAGGGGGUGUGGAUGCAGGUGGCAUGGGUGUCACCCAGUAGGUGAACUGCUUCUCUAAGCCAUCCAUAAACUCAUCAGGAAUUUGGGGACAGUAGCCAUGGACCUGGUGAUGCAUACUAGGUCUUCUACCCAAGCGUGCUCACAGGAGAGCUCACCAUCUGCUCCACGGGCUCAGUUCUGCAGCUUUGAGUGUUGCUGCCCACCUUCCCUAACACAGCACAGGUCUGAGAGAGAUGGUGGGCUGCUCAUCUCCCUUUUAAUGACCCUCAGUUUGCAUUUGUCAUAGGACUGAGCACACUUGGCAGGGGAAAAGACUGCCACUCAAACCUGAGGUUCCUAGCCACCUCUGUAAAUAUUUCUGAAUAGUCUGCAAAACCUCAUAUAGACAACCUUAGAUAUCCUUUGAGCAAAGCUGAAGUAACAGAUGUUGUUGUAAUUUACCCCCUUAACACUUUAAUAGAUGGAGAAACUAUCAUUGUCAUUACUGAAGUCACGAACCUAUUGGGUCUUUAGAUUACCAAUCUCAACUCCCUUUCGGCUGGAUCAGUGUUUCCCAAAAUUGCCUAACCAUAGGAAUUGCUUAAUUGCUGUUGUUUAUAUAGUUGUGAACCAAUGGGAGGGGGGUGGUCAGGUACCCUGUUUGUUUUCACAUGUUCCUGAUACACAUUGGUAUGUGACUGUUAAAGGCAUCUCCUGUCUCCUGCCUUGGAGGUUGAUUGGAUGGGUCAAGAGCCAGGAUUGGCACUUUUAAUAAGCAUUUCAGGGGCGUCUGCAGCUGGUUGCAUUGGGAAAAUGUUGCCCUCAGUCUUAUCUCUGGUACACCCCAAAGAGUUUGUCCUGAGACUUCCCUGAGCUUUGCAAUUUUUUUUCCAAGUGUCCCAGUGAGGUCCCUCUCACUCCUAUGGGUGGGCUGGCAGUGGUGAGGCUUCCAGCAGUCAGGCUGUUGCCCUGGGGUGGGGCUUACCAGAGUACAGUAGUGGGAAAACUGUGAGGCAGUGAGACAGUUGACAGUGAGGCAGUGACACUCCCUAGGAGCCUGUUACAGAUGUUUCCAUUCCCAGAAUAGUGAUCUGUUGUGACAAUCUCAGAUCAGACAACAAGAUUACAGGUAAUUUUCUCAUUCCCUUGAUGCCAUUCUGAACAAAAUUUAGAUUAUGAAUAGAAAGAAAAGAGGCCAUUGUGGAGAUGGCAAAGGUAAAUCAUGUUUUAAAGAGGCAUAUGAUAAAUACCUAGCUGAUCAACCUGAAGACUCAAAGUGAGAUGGGCAAGAAUACUAAAAUCUACAUCAUAUAUCCUUCCAAAAUGAGAUUUAAAUGCUUCCAGAAUCUUAAAGAGUUUGAAAUCAAUUGAUAGAAUACUUAGAAAUCCAAAUUUGCUAAAAUAGGGGACCAGGUACUUAGAGUCUAGAGAGAAAAAGUGUCUAGUGUUUUUUCUGCCAGGAUCCUACCUCCUAGUCACCUGGGAACGGAUCACUGAAGCUUUUAACAGAGUGGGACAAAGAUAAUGUUGAGCUGCUUUAAGCAGCAGCCUGAGCUUUAACACUGCCUGAGAGUGAUAAGAAGGUUAAUACUAAUAAUAUUUGUAUCAUUUUUAUGGUGUGUUAACUGUUUACAGGCCACUUUCACAUGCAUUUUCUCAUUUGAUCCUAACAUCAACCCCUGUGAUAGACGCAGGAUAGGGUGGAUGUGGUGGUCCCUUCAUACAGAUUGUAAAACCGAGAUUGAAAAAGGCUGUGAUUUGCCUGUACUUAAAUGACUUUAAAUAUAGAGCCAGGCCUUCUGAUUGUCGCAGGGUUCUUUGCAAUUCGUCCAAUACCAGUGGGACUGGAAUCUGGCUUAUUCUCUUUACAGCCAAAUACCUGGUGAAAAGAGUCCUGGCCUUGAUGUUUGCUCAUGCUGGGUGUGGGGUGAAGCUUUGAAGGUAGACACUGUCACUGCAUCUAACUGAUCACCAUUCCUCAAAUGCUCUUGUAAGAGAGAGUUGGUGUCACUCUCUACUUGAGCAUUACUAAUGAAAAUGAAACUCUCCUUGUUUCAUUUUCAUUAGUAAUGCUGUGAGGAGAAAAGGCUUUGGUUAAUGUGUGCUUCAGCUUUUCUUUUCAAAAUCCUUCUUGAGGGAUUUCUGAACCAAACUAUAGAUUUAGCUUGACUUCAGAAAUUCCAGGAUUGGGGGCAGGAGCUGCUUAGGAGGAAGAAUAUCUGACAUCUUCACUACAUUUUGGGAUUUUAAGUAGAACUAAGAGGGGCCAUACACAGAGACAAGGAAGGUAAGAAGGAGAAAGAUAUAGAAGCUUAGCGAAAAGUUCUCUUAGAGUUUCUUAUUGGGGCUGGACAUGCGUUAAAUGUAGGAAGCUAAAGAGAUACACAUACCUUCUCUUUUACUUUGGCUUUAAAGAAAAGCCACAUUAUUUGACAAAAUAAAGUUUUAGACACUACUACAUGAAAAUUCUCUCAUAGUAAUAAAGAAUAAAGGAAUAGAAGAAACAAUGGGACUUCUGAGGGUCAGAAGUCACCUGUCCAGUUGUUUUUGUGCCUUUUUUGUGACAUCAGAACUGAACUAUUUGUAUCACUGUUGCCUGUGAUUUUUUUUUCUGUGUCAGACAUACAAAAUGAAUUUAGUUAUAAUGUUUUAAAUUAAAUAAAGCAUUCUCACCUACAUUUGUUACCAAGAACUCUUAAUUAACAUAAAAAUGGUUAAUCAUGAUCUGACAUUAAAUGGCC